AUGUCUGCAAUUGAGAAACGUGUAUGGCCAGAACUAGUUGGCAAAGACGUAAAUUCAGCAACUAAGACUCUGAAAGAAGAAUCAAAUAUUGAUCAUAUUGAAACACUUCGUGAUAAUUCACCAGUAACACUUGAUUUUUGUCCAACUCGAAUUCGUGUUUUUGUCGACGAAAAAAAUAUUGUUACAGUUGAACCACGUAUUGGAUAA
This is a messenger RNA of Rotaria sordida, 207 nucleotides long. The record is from the annotation of a GenBank genome assembly. NCBI's taxonomy places the organism in Eukaryota, Metazoa, Rotifera, Eurotatoria, Philodinida, Philodinidae.